GGUGUGGAGAGCCACGUGCCACGUGUCUGUAUCUGUGAGUGUGUAUGUGUGCACCUAGACUGCAGGCGAUGAAGAUAGAAGGAGGAGACGCCUUCCAAUUUGUCAAACACGAGGAGUGGUAGGUCGGGCGAGUUUAUUGGUUGCAUCAACUGGGUUCUGGGCUAUAUUCAUGGCUGGAAUCGACUUGGACGUGUCACCAAGAGAACCCGUCUUCAAAACGCUGAGUUCUGACCGAUUAGCAUAUAGACAAUUAUCUCAAAGCAAUACCUUUCUAAAAAAAGCAUUGAAGAUCACGUUGUCUUUUAAGUUAUCCAGCAACUAUAACGCUCAGUGAAUUUCCAUUCACUAAUAAGCAUUACCAAAACUGGGAGUUUUUAAAAUAAGAACAAUUUUGUUCUUCAACUCCAAAAGACAUGUUUGGUUGCUAUAGUAAUUAUUACAAAUUCUUUCUGCUGGUUGCAGUGGGCAGUUGGUGCUGUGGUCAGCCCUUGCAAGCAUUUACUAAUGAAUACUUCACGAAAGAUGUAAGAUACAUGACAAUACCUACACCUUUUCCUAUCAGAAAAGUGAACGAAUCGGAAGUAAUUAGCAUCCAAAGAGGAACCCUGGCCAACAAUCGUACAUUAGUGACCAACACAACUCUGUCAGAUCUGAUGAACGUAGCCCGAAUGAAGCAGAAGAAGAAACGUGAAAGGGUGAGACAAGAGUGGCUCAAAAGAAUCAAGAGUCUCAUACUUCAUGGUGUUGGAAUGUCACGAGAACCAAAUGUUUCAUCGUCGGUAUUCUCGAAGAAAGUACAUCAACGUCUCUCAAACGUUCUGAAAAGAAUUGACAAAACUCAUUCUGAAGAAAACUCAAAAUUUUUCGAAAAACUUCAGAGUUUUUACCCCUCGUGUUCAUUACCGGAGAGUAUUGAUAGGGAUUUGUGGAGUGAUCCUACAACUUUUAAUGUAUACUACACCGUUAACUUUAGACCAACUACCUCACACUCAAAGGUCAAACUAGCCAAGCUACGGUUUUACAAGAACAGAGACUUACAGCCUGAAGACUUAAAACAAAACCUUGCUCUACCUCCUUGGCCACUUAAGCUAUUCAGGCCUCCACCACUCUCCGUGAGGAACACAGGCCUCACAGUCUCCCUCUACCGGUAUAGAAGACCACUUACUAAUAUCUCCAGAGAAGACAACAAGUCGUAUUUGUACUCACGAAUAAUUGCAGCUAACUACCGAGGGUGGAUUAACUUUGACGUUACGUAUUUCUUUCAAAUCUGGUCGAAAAAGCCAGAUUUGAACUACGGUUUCAAAAUUGAAGUUGAAGAUUCCUACGAAGGACGGCACAAUCCGAACUUGUUCUUCGUCAAUAUAAACUGCACUGAUGAAGAGGGACUUCAUUCCACCAACACAACGUCGCUCCAGUCUCCUUUUCCCUACAUAGAAGAGUUAAAUCCGAAUAUGAGAGAGAACGAUUCUGCCGUGUUCGAAGAUGAAACUUUUCCUACCUUAGAUCUUCAGACUGUUGAGGUAUCUCCCGAGUUAAACACCUUUAGACAUCCUCCGUUAACAUCACGUUCAGUUGUUGGCCAAGAAACGAAGAACGUACCUUUCAGCCCUGAUGCUCACCAGGACUGUGACGUCAGUGGAGUCCAACACCCCCUACCGAAACCGGCAAUUUGAGACAAGUAAGAAAACAUCCUGGUAUAUCUAUUACUACAAAAAAAAAAAAGGCCACAUCUUUUUUUAGGAUCUGUUCCUCACCUCAUGGUUCAAGGCUUCAUGUGUGGGUGUGCUCAUUGUCUACUGGAUAAAAUUAUCGUUCUUACCGGGUCACUGUUCAACUAGAUUUGUUGUGCUGCCAUAUAUAACAACUAUUUAAAGAAUAGAAUCGGGUAUUUGUUGUUUAAGGAUAUGAAAACAUUUACAGCGAAAAUGUAGGCUAUUAAUAGAACACUCUGCAGAUUAUUGUAUAAAAUUUUUCACAUGUUACAAUCAUUGUUUUGUUAGCUUCCAUCAGAAACUAACAAUUUUCUAUAUGCUGUAUGUAAUGCAUAUUGUUUUUAUGUAGUAUUUAAUAACACAAAUAUUUAGGUUUUGAAUUUGGUGUUUUCUCUAAAUCGGAUAUUUAAGGUAAUAGUUUAACAGUAGUGUGAUGAAUCUUUCAUCGAGAUUAGUCUCACCAAAAUAAACAUUUGUAUAUCACAUGCAAUUGAUUCGAAACUGUAUACGGAUCAUAUUACGAAAGCAAAUUUUGAUUUGGUAACUGUGAACAA
Limulus polyphemus (Atlantic horseshoe crab) is the source of this 2266-nucleotide messenger RNA. RefSeq lists its product as uncharacterized. Lineage: Eukaryota; Metazoa; Arthropoda; Merostomata; Xiphosura; Limulidae. Bases 414 to 1673 code for a protein of 419 amino acids. The transcript is spliced from 6 exons. Gene Ontology annotation, molecular function: cytokine activity. Gene Ontology annotation, cellular component: extracellular region. Gene Ontology annotation, biological process: BMP signaling pathway; SMAD protein signal transduction. The record is from RefSeq and is a predicted model, not a curated record.